Penicillium olsonii is the source of this 1659-nucleotide messenger RNA. The record is from the annotation of a GenBank genome assembly. NCBI's taxonomy places the organism in Eukaryota, Fungi, Ascomycota, Eurotiomycetes, Eurotiales, Aspergillaceae.
AUGGAUCCCUUCAUCCUCCGUGAGCUCGCGAAGCUCGACCCUGCGGUACCGUUCCGCUCAUCCACCGACCACCUGCAUCACACCUGGGCCAAGACUUUCUUUUCGCGCCCCGAGCUCUACAUCCGCCCACAAUCCAUUCUAGAGAUCCAGCAGCUGGUGACCCUUGCCCGGCGCUGUCGACGUCGUCUGGUCACUGUCGGCAGUGGCCACUCCCCCUCCGAUCUCACCUGCACCUCCUCCUGGCUGGUCAACCUCGAUGACUUCAAUCGCAUCCUCGACGUCGAUCCGACCACCGGCACCGUCACCGUCGAAGCAGGCAUUCGAUUGGCUCAUCUCGGCGCCCAGCUGGAACAACAGGGCCUGACGCUUCCGAACCUCGGCAGUAUCGACAGUCAAUCCAUCGCCGGCGUCAUCGCAACGGGAACUCACGGCUCCUCCCUCCGUCACGGUCUGCUGUCGGAAUGCAUUGAUUCGCUCGGCCUCGUGCUCGCCAAUGGGCAGUUUGUUCGCUGUAGCCCGACCAAUAACGUCGACCUCUUCCGCGCCGGCCUGGUCUCCCUCGGAGCCCUCGGAAUCGUCGUCGAAGUCACCUUCAAGGCCCGGCCGUCCUUCAAUAUUGCCUGGCGCCAGGAACGAUACACACUCGGCCGCGUGCUGAGCGACUGGUCGACAGGGCUGUGGACCACGCAUGAGUUCGUCCGCGUCUGGUGGCUGCCAUAUGAGAAGAGUGCUAUCGUCUGGCGCGCCGAUAAAACCGACCUGCCCCUGCGCGCGCCGCCCAAAAACUUCUACGGCGACUCCCUGGGCUACCACAUCUACCACAACCUCCUCGCCCUCUCCUCUUACUGCCCGCGCAUCCUCCCCUGGGUGGAAUGGUUCGUCUUCGGCAUGCAGUACGGCUUCCGCGCCGGGUCGACAGUGACCGAGGCCGUGGAGCCCGCGCGCGAAGGCCUCCUCAUGAACUGUCUCUACUCCCAGUUCGUGAACGAGUGGGCCCUCCCCCUCGAGAAGGGUCCCGAGGCCAUUAGUCGCCUCUCUGCCUGGCUGCACGGCGACCCCACAACGGGUAUCCCCUUCACCUCCAAGGGCUUAUGGGUCCACUGCCCCGUCGAGGUACGAGUCUCCGACACCACGCUGAACCACAAACCCCGCCCGUUCCUCGACCCGACCUCCCCCGAGGGCCCAACUCUCUACCUGAAUGCAACCCUCUACCGGCCUUACCUCCGCGAUCCGCCCUGCCGCCGGCGCUACUAUGAAGCCUUCGAAUGGCUGAUGCGCGACCUGGGCGCCAAACCGCACUGGGCGAAGAACUUCCACGCCUUGGGCCCGCACGAGCUGGCGCACGCCUACGGCGACCAGAUGGACGCGUGGAUGAAGGUCCGCAAUGAAGUCGACCCGGAGGGCAUGUUCGUGGGCGAAUGGCACCGCCGCAAUCUGCCCCUGGCGGCUGAGGGAUUGCUCCUCCUGGAGCGCGAGCACGAGCGUCGGCCCGUGGGUGGCGUCGGUGACGGGGUCGAAUGGGUAGGCGAUCGGCAGGCUCUACCCCUGGACGAGAGGGCUUACACAGAGCCUGAUUCACCCGGCGCGGCGAGUGAGGAGAGCUUUGAUUUGCUCGCCCGGGGGGAAGCGAGUAUUCUGCUGGAGAAAUCAGGCUCCUAA